This is a messenger RNA of Colletotrichum graminicola M1.001, 1911 nucleotides long. Its product is annotated as major facilitator superfamily transporter. Bases 1 to 1911 code for a protein of 636 amino acids. Lineage: Eukaryota; Fungi; Ascomycota; Sordariomycetes; Glomerellales; Glomerellaceae. Gene Ontology annotation, cellular component: fungal-type vacuole membrane. Gene Ontology annotation, molecular function: basic amino acid transmembrane transporter activity. Gene Ontology annotation, biological process: basic amino acid transport; transmembrane transport. The record is from RefSeq and is a predicted model, not a curated record. The transcript has 5 exons.
AUGGUGCCGUGGGCAAGGUCCAAGCCGUCGCCAUCAGCCGACGGCCAGCGUGCCCGGGGGGACGAGCGCACGCCUCUCCUCCAGGUCGAUGAACCUUCGACUCCACUCCCCAUCACCCCGCAGGACGAAGACGCCAUCUCGCCCAAUGAGUUUGACUUCCUCCUCUCGCGGUCCCUCCCCACCUCCGGCCCCUUCUUGGAGCCAGAGUCGACCGUGAACCCCCUCCUCCGGGGUCCGCGCCGCUACAGCACCUCCUCCAAGACCCGCCGGUCCUCCCUCGCCAGCCGCACCGACCGCGAGGCCGGCGCCGGCGCCGGCGUUGACUCCGACUCCGACCGGGACUCGGGCGCCGUCUCUAUAAGUGGCAGCAGCACCACCGCGUCCACCCCCUACCUGAACGGCAUCACCCCCUCGCGCUUUUGGUUCAUCUUCGCCGAGAUCCUGCUGACCUACUUCAUCGCCUGCUUCGACGGUACCAUCAUGGCCUCCUCGCAUCCCGUCAUCACCUCCUACUUCCACGCCUCCAAUAGCGCCUCGUGGCUGUCCACCGCCUUCCUGCUCACCUCGUCCGCCUUUCAACCGCUGCUGGGCCGCCUUUCCGACAGCAUCGGCCGCAAGCCGCCCUACGUCGCCACCAUGGUCAUCUUCGCCGCCGCCACCAUGUGGUGCGCCCUCGCGCAGAGUAUGACGAGCUUCAUCCUCGCCAGGGCACUGUGCGGCCUCGGCGCGGGCGGCAUGAUGACGCUGGGGAGCAUCAUCAUUAGUGACCUGGUUCCCAUCGAAAACCGCGGCGCGUACCAGUCCUACGUUAACAUGAUCUACGGUGUCGGCUCCGCCCUCGGGGCGGCUCUGGGCGGCGCCAUGGCCGACCACCUCGGCUGGCGCUGGGAGUUCGGCAUCCAGGUGCCCCCCCUGAUCAUCUGCUGCUUCAUCGCCGUCAUCGCCGUCCCCAGCGACCUGGGGCUCGCGGGGAAGCGGGAGACCUUUGUCGAGGCCCUCAGAGCCUUCGACUUCAAAGGCUCGAUCCUCCUGACAACGUCCAUCACCUUUUUCGUUCUCGGCCUUAACUUGGGAGGAAACAUCCUGCCGUGGUCCCACCCCCUCGUGGUCGCCUCGCUCGUCAUCUUCAGCAUCUGCUUCCCUGUGUUCCUCUACGUCGAGUCCUACGUCAGCCGCCCGAUCAUGCCUCUCUAUCUAGUCCGCCGCUCGCCGCGCAUGAAUAUUAUCUUCUCCAAUUUCUUCGCGGCUCUCCUGAGUAACGCCAUCCUCUUCAACAUCCCCCUCUUCUUCCAGGCCGUCCUCCUCACGACGGCAACCGCUUCCGGCCUGCGCCUCGUCCUCCCGUCGCUCGUCUCCUCCUGCGUCGGCGCCGCAACGGGCUUCCUCAUAACUUAUACCCGCCGCCUCAAGUGGCCCCCGGUCUCCGGUGCCGUCUGCCUCUUCGUUGGCACCCUCAUCCUCGCCCUCCUGCGCCGCGGCUGGCCUUCGUGGGUUUACCUUUUCUGUCUCGUGCCCUCCUCCAUCGGCCAGGGCUUCCAAUUCCCGGGCUCCUUCAUGGCCGUCCUGGCGGCGAGCGAGCAGCGGGAGCAGGCCGUCGUCACGAGCACCCUCAUCCUCUGGCGCUCGCUUGGCAUGGUGCUCGGUGUCGCCAGCAGCAGUCUCGUCGUGCAGAACGCCCUGUUGGGGUACCUCGACAAGUACGUCCAGGGGCCCGAGAAGGACGAGGUGAUCCGCAAGGUAAGGGAGAGUGUCGAGUCCAUCGUGAAGCUGCCCGAGCUGUACCGCGAGCAGGUCGUUAUGAGCUACGAGGCGGCGCUGCGGACGACGUUCUUGUGCUGCACAGUGAUAGCGUUCCUGUCGGUCUGCCUGCUGGUUCCCAUCAAGUUGCCCAGACUUGGCACUAGGAAGUAG